UUUUAGCUACAUACACCACGGGUAUCCUUACACAGGAAGUCAACCCACAUUUUUCAAACUGUGGGUCACGCAAAGGCACUUGGUAGUUCUAGUUAAUGACACAAAAUGUCCUAUUAAUGACUGGGUAUUUUGGGAUUGCAAUUAAACUUACAUUUAAUUUAUACAAUGGAAAUGAUAAACUACUUUUUUUCUAAAAGAGAACACAUUUCUUUUUGUAUUUCUAAAUGAGUUUUUUCUGCAUAUUUCUAUAAAAAAUUGGUGGGUCGUGAGAAAGAUUAUAACCGUUUAAGUGGGUCACGUCAUGAAAAAGUUUGAGAACCACUUUGGGUUAUUUUGAAGCUUAAAGGGUUUUUUGGUUACUAUGCAUGUGGAUGGUGACCCAGGUGGUCACCAUAUGCUCCCAUGGUAACCAGAAAACCCAAACAACACUGCAUCUGGGUUCUGAAGAACAAGGAAAGACAUUUGGGAUUCAAACGACAUAAGGGAAAGGACUAAAGGUGUGUGUCAUUCACUGCAGGAUUUCAGAUGUUGGGCUUGUGUUUGCAUCACACACUCUGCACGCGCUGCUGAAGGUCGGACCGAGCGCACUCUGAUCGGAUGGAUUGAUCAGGAUGUGGAGGAGUCAUCUUCAGAUCGCUCAAAUACAAACACUACUGCUCCUGGUUUCAUUGGGUUUUACUCUUUUUGGAUCUUCAGUCCAAUCUGAGGAACAUCUAGAUCAUCACGUCCGAACAGGCAGAUGUGAGGUGGUGGCAUUACAUCGAUGCUGUAAUAAGAACAAGAUUGAGGAACGCUCCCAGACUGUUAAAUGCUCGUGUUUCCCGGGUCAAGUAGCUGGAACCACCAGAGCAUCUCCCUCCUGUGUGGAUGCAUCUAUAGUCCAACAGAAGUGGUGGUGUCAGAUGGAGCCGUGUCUAGAUGGAGAAGAAUGUAAAGUUCUGCCGGACUUCAAAGGUUGGAGCUGUGCUACUGGAAACAAGAUCAAAACCACAAAGAUCUCCUCAGACCGGGAUCAGCUCUGGUAACCGCUGGAAACCAGAUACAGAUGGAGAAUCUGAGGUGUCAGUCUCACUUUAACAUGAGAAACACAGCGAAUGGAAGCAGAGACUCCUGCAAGUGUAAAGAUGAAUAUCAGGGAAGAGUCAGAUAAUAAAUGAUAAAGCUGUUGUGACUGAUCUGCUGGGAUUGAUCAGAUCAGAUCAGAUCUCUUUCAUUCUGUCAUCUGCAGUGAGAUCUUUCAUCCUCGGCUCAUGGUACUUGAUAAAAACCUGAUCAAAACAUCAACUUUAUUCAAUAUAAAGAAUGAGGAAGAGUUUGAUACUUUAGUUUUUUUGAAGUUCUAAUAUGAAUGUUGAUGUUUCCUCAUUGUGCUGUUUAUAUAUCUAUGAGAGAUUAAUACAAACUACUGCAGGUUUAGAGGAUUUUCCUCUGUCUAAAUAAUAUAUAAUGCUUCUAAUAAACUUUCAUUGGUUGAAUCUAA
Molecule: messenger RNA, 1480 nt
Organism: Misgurnus anguillicaudatus (oriental weatherfish)
Lineage: Eukaryota; Metazoa; Chordata; Actinopteri; Cypriniformes; Cobitidae
Source: RefSeq, a predicted model, not a curated record